AUCAAGCUGCCAGUGAGUGCCAAGUGUAACAUUGGACGUGUCCUAGCGAGCUACAAAGUUACCAUUGAAUAUCGACUCGGAGUUCUGUCACUCUACAGGCACCGUAGAAGAUCCUGCCACGGCAGCUGGGACCAUUUGCCAAACAUUGGCUGCUUCUGGGAGGAGGUAUCCACUUGCGGACUAUAAAAUCCUUCUAGGCUUCUACGCUAAGUUGGAAGGGUUGACCGAGUACAUACCCACCCAUAAUGUCAAUGUCAUCUACGUGGCUUAUAACUGGUGCCUCACGAGGCAUUGGCCUCGAGUUAGUCAAACAGCUCUUGAUCUCACCUCACGUCGUUCUUUUCGCUACUUGCCGAGACCCGCAAUCUGCGACCUCACUGCUUGCAUUGGGCGAUUGUAAUUCAAUAAAUGGGAAGCUAUAUGUCGUUCGGAUGGAUGUCACAGACGAAGCUUCCAUCAUCAGUGCAAAAGACGAAGUUGCAGGGAUCUUGCAGGGAAGAGGGCUUGACUAUUUGAUCAACAAUGCUGGUGUGGCCCCACAGGAUGAUAGGACGACGACGCUCAAUACAAAUGAUCUGAUAUCGACAGUUAUCGUCAAUGUAGCAGGUCCUGCCCUUGUCACAAGGACAUUCAUUCCCCUGAUCGAGCAGGGCGACAGAAAAGUAAUUGCGAAUGUGUCGUCUGCAUUGGCAAGUAUAAGCACGGACUGGGGAAGGGAACACACAUCAUAUUCCAUUAGUAAAUAUGGGCUGAAUAUGUUGACUUACAAGCUUGCAAAAGAGCGCCCGGACCUGACCCCAUUCCUUCUCGAUCCUGGCUGGGUCAAGACAGAUAUGGGAGGGAGUAAUGCGUUAUUAGAGGUGCAUGAAAGCGUGACAGGCAUCAUCCAGGUUGUGAGAAAUGUCACAGCCAAGGAUGCAGGGCGAUUCAUAGACUACACAGGACAAAUAGUUCCAUGGUAAUAGCAUAUACGUC
Suillus clintonianus is the source of this 975-nucleotide messenger RNA. Its product is annotated as NAD(P)-binding protein. Bases 246 to 962 code for a protein of 238 amino acids. NCBI's taxonomy places the organism in Eukaryota, Fungi, Basidiomycota, Agaricomycetes, Boletales, Suillaceae. The record is from RefSeq and is a predicted model, not a curated record. Gene Ontology annotation, molecular function: oxidoreductase activity. The transcript is spliced from 6 exons.